Messenger RNA from Pogonomyrmex barbatus (red harvester ant), 2602 nucleotides. RefSeq names its product Acyl-CoA dehydrogenase very long chain (gene Acadvl). Lineage: Eukaryota; Metazoa; Arthropoda; Insecta; Hymenoptera; Formicidae. Gene Ontology annotation, molecular function: very-long-chain fatty acyl-CoA dehydrogenase activity; fatty-acyl-CoA binding; flavin adenine dinucleotide binding. The record is from RefSeq and is a predicted model, not a curated record.
GUCAUUAAGUUGAUAUUUAUAUUCGAGUGUAGCUUUGGAACUUGCAUUCGGUUCCACGACGCAAACGAGUGAGAUUCGCUGUGUGUAACCUUUAUAUUUCGAGGAGUGACGAUAUAACUGUCUUUCUAUUUCCAUUUCUAAUAGCGUGAAAUUUUUCCGUGGAUUUUCAAUGAUGCUUCGCAUUGCCAAGAUCUUUUCUUCCACUAGCAAAAAUCUCAAUAAGACCAUCGAGACACCUUUGGGUUCCUGCGUCACGUCCAGAUGUUUGGCUACCCAAGCGGCAGUAAAAGUCAGGGAGGAAAGACAACAAGAAAAUGCCGCCACAAAAGAAUCUCAAUCUUUUACCAUGAAUCUCUUCCGCGGCCAGUUGCAACUAAAUCAAGUGUGUCCAUUUCCCGAACCUAUGACUCAGGAGCAAACUGAUACGAUAAAGAUGCUUGUUGAUCCUGUAGAGAAAUUCUAUGAGGAAGUAAAUGAUGCAAGCAAGAAUGAUCAGAAUGAAUGUGUGGAUGAGAAAACAGCAGCAGCUCUCUGGGAUAUGGGAGCGUUCUCUCUGCAAGUGCCUACGGAAUAUGGCGGAUUGGGGUUAACAAAUACUCAAUAUGCUCGAAUUGUCGAAAUAUGUGGUUUUUAUGACUUAGGUAUUGGUAUUACACUAGGUGCACAUCAGAGCAUAGGAUUCAAGGGCAUACUUUUGUUUGGCACACCGGAACAGAAGGCCAAAUACUUACCCCGAGUUAGCAACGGUGAAUACGCCGCAUUCUGUUUGACGGAACCGAGUUCCGGCUCCGAUGCUGCUUCGAUACGCUCGCGCGCAGUUAAAUCCGCGGAUGGAUCGCAUUACAUUCUCAACGGCAGUAAGCUUUGGAUAUCGAAUGGUGGCAUCGCUAAUAUCAUGACCGUGUUUGCGCAAACACCUAUGAAGGAUCCAAAAACGGGCGAAACGAAAGACAAGAUAACUGCUUUCAUCGUGGAGAGAGGAUUUGGUGGUAUCUCUAAUGGACCGCCUGAGAAAAAAUUGGGCAUCAAGUGUAGCAACACGGCUGCGAUUUUUGAAGAUGUUAAGAUCCCAGCGGAGAACGUUCUCGGCAAGGAAGGUGAAGGUUUUAAGGUUGCAAUGAACAUUCUGAAUAAUGGUAGAUUCGGUAUGGCCGCUGCUCUUUCCGGCACUAUGCGUUUCUGCAUCAAGAAAGCCGUCAAUCAUGCAACGCAACGCGUGCAAUUUGGUCGCACAUUGGACAAUUACGGCUCGAUACAAGAAAAGUUGGCGCGUAUGUCUAUAUUGCAUUACAUCACUGAAUCCCUCGCAUAUUCGAUUUCCGGUAAUAUGGAUAGUGGAAGCCAAGACUAUCAGUUGGAAGCAGCUAUCUCGAAGUGUUUUGCAUCCGAAUCCGCAUGGUGGGUGUGCAAUGAGGCUAUUCAAACUUUAGGCGGAAUGGGUUUCAUGAAAGAGGCCCAACUCGAACGUGUUAUGCGCGAUAUACGCAUAUUCCCAAUCUUUGAAGGAACAAACGAUAUUUUGCGUUUAUUCGUAUCGCUUACUGGUAUCCAAUAUGCCGGAAGUCAUUUGAAAGAGUUGCAAAAGGCCUUCAAAAAUCCUGCCACGAAUAUGGGAAUGAUCUUCGAGGAAGCGACUAAGAGAGCGACCAGAGCAAUCGGUUUGAAAUCACCGCCUACCUUUGGGAAUUUGGUUCAUCCGAAAUUGGCGGAGAGCGCUGCGCUUUGCUCGGCGUGCAUCGAAAACUUUGGACAAGUUAUUGAAUCCUGCCUUAUUAAAUAUGGACGAAAUAUUGUAGACGAACAAUUUAUCCUCAACAGGAUUGCACAGGCUGCUUUUGAUACAUAUACUAUGGCAGUUAUCUUAAGUAGGACAACUAUGUCGUUGAACAAAAAUCUGCCUAGUGCAGAACACGAAUUAUUAAUGACACAAACUUGGUGCAUGGAGGCGUCAAGUCGUGUUGCGUACAACUUAAAACUGGUCAAUUCCAGCAAACAAUUGGACAUCUUUAAUAAAUUGAGUAAAAUUUCGAGAAACGUUUGUGAUGUAGGCGGAUGCGUACAAUUAAAUCCUUUGGGUUUUUAAAGACAGUAAAUUUAUUUAAUAAAAUUUGUUUUACGGGAUUCUUUAUCAGAUCAAAAGAAUAAUAGAAAUUGCUUUCAAUUAAUGCAGAAAAAAUUGAAUAUUUUCAUUUUCUUUCAUUCUUUCUCAGUUCGUAUUUUAAUUUAUAGAUUGUAAAAAUAAAAAAUAUAUAAAAAAAUAUAUAAAAGUAAAAAAUGUAAAGUAUAAAUAUAAAAUUUAUAAUGUCUAUAAUGUAAUAUCUUCCAUGAAAAUUACUUACAAACAAUUUCGAGCAAUCAACAAUGUAAAUAGUAAACUUAAUAAGGUGUAAAGCAUAAGGUGUAUCAUGUAAAUAUAAAAUAUUAUGUAUUUUUAAUAUCUCUUUAUACCUCUUUACAUGAAACGGCGAUUUCAGAUGUAUAUAGCCAUAAUACAAACAAAUAAUGCGGUCCGUCUGACGUUUCUUUUCUUAGAUGCUGUUUAUUCACUUUAUAUAUCCAUCAGUGUUUUGUUAAAAUAAUAAAAAUAAUUUUAAUAAAAAUC